Molecule: messenger RNA, 1200 nt
Organism: Hermetia illucens (black soldier fly)
Lineage: Eukaryota; Metazoa; Arthropoda; Insecta; Diptera; Stratiomyidae
Exons: 3
Coding region: 310-1032 (240 amino acids)
Source: RefSeq, a predicted model, not a curated record
CUCUUCAGUUUACCUGUGAGACCGUUUUGGAUCGGUUCGUUCCAAGCAUUUCUCCGGCGCGUCUUAUCAGUUUGUCUUUCGCAACAAUCCAACGCGAACGAAUAUUUACCCGAACAAUUACUGUAUUCUUACUAACAAUUCGAGCAAUUGUCGUCUGUGAACUUGUUAUGAAGUGAACCUGGACGAAACAGGAAGUGUGAGUUGAAAAGUGUGUGAAAACGAAAUUUUUGCAGAAAAGAAAAUUUCACACCUGGAAUUUAUUGAGUCACUCCCGGUUACUUGAUUAUUUGCAUUGCUGGCUUGCUAUUCAUGAUCAUGAUCAUUUUUAACGUUAAACAUUCCGCAUUUGUUGCAUUGCUGAUCGCUACCGCUCUAAUUGGUAUCGUCAAUGGCAGACAAAGCCGAAUUAUGCGAUUUCAACCAGAGACCCAACUGUCCACAGCAGUACGAUCAUCACCGCCACCUUCUUCGUCAUUAUCUCCUACGGAUGAUAGCUGGUUUAGCUGGGCCAACUGGCGGAGUAUAUUAUUGCGGAACGGAGAAAGUCAAGCAGGCGAGUCUCGAACGUUUGGUUUGAAACGACGCUUGCAAAUGGCUCUUAUUCCGCUUGUCUUCAAAUUCGGCGUAAUUUCGACCCUUAUAUUUAUACUCGUAGCUCUGGGGCUGAAGACUGUUUUCUUACUUAAAACGCUGCUGAUUCUUAACCUUGCUGGAAUCAUUGCCAAACUUUUCAUUUGGAAGUCGGAACUCACAUCAUCGAAAAAUCAAGUCACAUAUUCACAAUGGGUCCCACCAAUUCCUCCCCAUUUCGCUCCACCACACCAUGAAGAAUUGAAAGGAAAAGAAGUCCAUCUGCACAUUCAUAACGUUCCUCAUAAUGAUGGCCACGGAGGAUGGGAACAAUCAAACUCAUACCAUCACGAAACUCAUUUAGAACCUUAUGGAGGCUAUUCAAAUCCAGCACCAUCAUAUGCACAUCCAACCCAACGAAGAAGUUUUAAGAAAAUUCCUAUAAGUUUUCAUAGUCGAUAGGAAAUUAGACAACAAAGAACACCAAAAAUAGUUGUAAAAUAUUAAUUUAAUGCAUAAAAAGUAUUGUAUUUAUUUAAGUUAUUUUAAUUUAUUCAGGUAAGGUAGUCAGAUAAGGAAAGCCUCUGAACAUUGUAAAUAUGAUCGAAAUAUAGUACGAUUCCAUCAGAA